Messenger RNA from Ostreococcus tauri, 558 nucleotides. RefSeq names its product Acyl-CoA N-acyltransferase. Lineage: Eukaryota; Viridiplantae; Chlorophyta; Mamiellophyceae; Mamiellales; Bathycoccaceae. Bases 1 to 558 code for a protein of 185 amino acids. The record is from RefSeq and is a predicted model, not a curated record. The transcript has a single exon. Gene Ontology annotation, cellular component: NatC complex. Gene Ontology annotation, molecular function: protein-N-terminal amino-acid acetyltransferase activity. Gene Ontology annotation, biological process: N-terminal peptidyl-methionine acetylation.
AUGGCGACGACGUCACCCCAAAUCGAUCCAAAGAACAUCGACUUCGUUCGCUACGAGGACGAGGACACGCACAUGCCCCUGGUGAGCGCUCUGUGCGAUGCCGAGCUGAGCGAGCCCUACUCCAUCUUUGUCCUCAGAUAUUUCGUCAACAACUGGCCCGAGCUGUGCUUCAUGGCGAUGGAUCGCACGACGUCGCAGUGUUUGGGAGUGAUUGUGUGUAAGCUGGAGAAGCAUCGAGAGAUGAUGCGCGGGUACGUCGCGAUGUUGGUGGUUGAUAAGAAGGCGCGAAAGGCGCGUCUGGGGAGCGAGCUGACGAAGCGCGCGUUGGCGGCGAUGCAAGCGAAGGGCGCGGAUGAGUGCGUUUUAGAGGCGGAGACGACGAACGAGGGGGCUUUGAGGUUGUAUCAAUCCUUGGGUUUCAUCAGAGAUAAGCGAUUGUCGAGGUAUUACCUGAGCGGGACGGAUGCGUAUCGGUUGAAGCUGUUGUUUCCGCUCCCGUCGCAGGUCGACGGGGACGGACAUCUCCAGGACCUCGUGGAGGGGAUAGAAAAGUUGUAG